GGAACUUGGCCUUCUUAUGGUUCUUGUCUCCGUUACUGUACUAACUUUCUCCAGUUUGAUCUACUUUGCUGAAAAGGACUCUGAGAACAAGUGGAGUUUCCUUGAUUCCUUCUGGUGGGGUCUUAUGACCCUAACCACUGUGGGAUAUGGAUCAAAGGCACCGAAGACCGCCGUAGGACAGUCUAUUGGUGGACUGUGUGCUCUCAUGGGGAUCUUCAUUCUGGCCCUUCCAGUCCCUAUUGUGGUGAACAGAUUUGAGGAUUUCGCGACAAACUACAAGAACCGAAUAUGGCGGAACGAGGUAAUGCAGAAGAAGCAGGAGAGGGAGGCGGAGGGAGAGAAGAAGGAAGGGUUCAACAUGAAGGAUAUGUCCAGCAAAGUGGAUCCAGAGAUAGGCCCUGCUUCAAAGAUGCCGAAGAAGUCUAAUGGAGAAGCUGGCACAACUGUCGAAUCUUUUGUCAACAUUGAUUAAUCAAUUAAACAGCGAUCAAUAAAUUUAACAGCAAUCAAUCAAUUUGACAGUGAUCAAUCAAUUUAAAAUCCGUCAAUUGAAAAAAUCAGAAAAUUAAAAACAAUUCAUUCGUUAAACAUUCAUUCAAAUAAAAAAUAGAAAUAUCACAUUCCAAUAGUUAUUAAUUGAUUAAACAGCAAUUAAGUUACUCAACAGCAAUUAAUUGAUUAAACAGCAAUACUGAUUAAACAGCAAUUAAUUGGCUAAACAAUAUUAAUUGAUUAAACAAAAAUUAA
Molecule: messenger RNA, 747 nt
Organism: Eurytemora carolleeae
Lineage: Eukaryota; Metazoa; Arthropoda; Copepoda; Calanoida; Temoridae
Product: potassium voltage-gated channel subfamily B member 1
Exons: 7
Coding region: 17-472 (151 amino acids)
Biological process (GO): potassium ion transmembrane transport
Cellular component (GO): voltage-gated potassium channel complex
Molecular function (GO): voltage-gated potassium channel activity
Source: RefSeq, a predicted model, not a curated record